This is a messenger RNA of Brassica napus (rape), 923 nucleotides long. RefSeq names its product vesicle-associated protein 1-4-like. The coding region runs from base 95 to 871 and encodes 258 amino acids. Gene Ontology annotation, biological process: signal transduction. The transcript is spliced from 2 exons. The record is from RefSeq and is a predicted model, not a curated record. NCBI's taxonomy places the organism in Eukaryota, Viridiplantae, Streptophyta, Magnoliopsida, Brassicales, Brassicaceae.
CAAUAAACUUGUAUAAUUAUUUGUCACAACUCGCAAGCGUCUUUACCAAUCACCAAAGACUUCUGUUCCUUUUCUUUGGUCUGUGUCUAACUCCAUGGCAGCUCAACCACAACCAGCCAUCUCUGACUAUAUGGUUGCGCUCGUGGAAGUCCUUUCUCCCUUCAUGUUCCCACCACGACCGCAAGUAUUUGUCAAUUUUCGAGGAAAGGAGCUUAGGAACGGCUUCGUGAGCCAUGUAGUGAAGGCCUUGAAAGACGUGAGAAUCAAUGUUUUCAUAGAUAGCUUGGAGCGGAGAGGAGUGGAGACACUGGAGCACCUCUUGAAGAGGAUUGACGAGUCCGAGAUGGCUCUGGCAAUAUUCUCGGACCGAUACACCGAGUCCGAAUGGUGCUUAGACGAGCUAGUGAGGAUGUAUGAUCGAAUGAAGGAAGGGAAGCUUGUGGUGAUCCCUGUCUUCUAUAGAGUAAGCACCGAUGAUGUGAAAAAUUUCCGGGGAGAAUUUGGGAGACAGUUUACGAACACGGUUAGGAGGAAGUUUGGGACUAUUGAGGCUCCUUCGGCUCAGCGUUGGAUGAUUGCUGUCACGUCUAUUGCCUCCAUGACCGGUUUAACCUCAGAAGUCCACAGCAUUGAUAGCAAACUUGUGGAGAAGAUUGUGGAGGCAAGUAAGAGGCAACUAGGACAUUUUUCUUCCGCGUGUCUGACGAUUUAUGCCGAAGUUUCCGUAGAAUGUUUGGUGGCUUUGGCUGUUUUUAUGGUUCGUUGUUAUAUGAACCCUAAAAUGAAACUAGGUGAUCCUGGUUUGUUUAAUUUUACAAAUUUCUUACUUUACUUUGUUAUCCGGAAGAGUUUACUUUGGUGUAUGAGCUGACGAGAAAUAGAUGACAUGAUGAAGAGAUGAUUGCUUCUCUGAAGUUUUUUAA